Messenger RNA from Pseudophryne corroboree (corroboree frog), 927 nucleotides. Its product is annotated as olfactory receptor 5V1-like. Bases 1 to 927 code for a protein of 308 amino acids. The transcript has a single exon. Gene Ontology annotation, cellular component: membrane. The record is from RefSeq and is a predicted model, not a curated record. Gene Ontology annotation, molecular function: olfactory receptor activity; odorant binding; G protein-coupled receptor activity. Gene Ontology annotation, biological process: G protein-coupled receptor signaling pathway. NCBI's taxonomy places the organism in Eukaryota, Metazoa, Chordata, Amphibia, Anura, Myobatrachidae.
AUGGAUGACUCAAACCAAACUUUUCCAGACAGGUUCAUCUUACUUGGGUUAACUAAUGUUCCUUACCUCCAGAAUAUCUAUUUUCUUGUGUUCUUGUUGAUGUAUAUUAUAACAUUAUUGGGAAACUUUCUACUGAUCAUUGUAGUGUGGACCAACCCCAAACUACACAGUCCUAUGUACUUCUUCCUGAGUAACCUCUCUAUUAUUGACGUAAGUAUCACCUCUUCCAUUGCACCCAUAAUCCUAAUAAACAUCCUAUCCAAGGACAGGAGUAUUUCCCUAUUAGGAUGUGCAGCUCAGAUAUUCUUCUCUUUAUCAUUAGAAGGAACAGAAUGUAUAAUACUGACAGUCAUGGCCUACGAUAGAUUUGCUGCCAUCUGUAAACCAUUGUACUACAACAACAUCAUGAACACGAAAUUGUGCUUGUAUUUAGCUGCCGGAUCAUGGAGUGUGGGCUUCAUCAACGCCUUCAUUCAUGUGGCCCUCACAUUCCAACUGCCAUUCUGCAGGUCCCAUCAUGUCAAUCACUUCUUCUGUGAGAUACCUCCAUUCUUGCGAUUGUCCUGCAGAGAUACACAGCUCAAUCAGAUAGCAGUGUAUAUCUCAGCAGGGUCUAUUGUGUUUUGUUCUUUCUUCUUGACUCUCAUUUCAUACGUCCAUAUUAUCUCCUCCAUCUUGAAGAUCCGUUACUCCCAAGGGAGGUCUACAGCUUUCUUCACCUGUGCCUCCCACCUUAAUGUUGUCACCCUCUACUAUGGGGCCAUUCUGUUCAUGUAUGCACGACCCAGCUCAGCUUACGCUAAUGGAACAGACAAAAUUGUGUCUAUUCUCUAUACAACAGUGACUCCAAUGUUGAACCCCUUCAUAUACAGCGUGAGGAAUAAGGAUGUAAAAGACACCAUAAUCAAUCAUCUGAGUAGGCGAUAA